This is a messenger RNA of Synchiropus splendidus (mandarinfish), 6461 nucleotides long. RefSeq lists its product as uncharacterized. The transcript has 7 exons. Gene Ontology annotation, biological process: fatty acid biosynthetic process. The record is from RefSeq and is a predicted model, not a curated record. Bases 72 to 6281 code for a protein of 2069 amino acids. NCBI's taxonomy places the organism in Eukaryota, Metazoa, Chordata, Actinopteri, Syngnathiformes, Callionymidae. Gene Ontology annotation, molecular function: fatty acid synthase activity; 3-oxoacyl-[acyl-carrier-protein] synthase activity.
GGAGCGAUUGGAGCUGCUCAGGAACCGUCGCCUUGAGAGUGGACGAUCAUUCGGGCUGAUGCUCAGACCAGAUGGAGGAAGCUCAGGUCGCAGUGGUGGGGAUCGGCUGCAACUUUCCUGGAGGGGAAGGACUGGAGAACUUCUGGAACGUCCUGCUGAAUGGGAUUAACUGUUCGGUGCCGAUCCCUAAGGAAAGAUUUAACGUUGACAGCUGGUUUGAUCCGGACGACAACAAGCCGGGAAAAUGUCGGACUGACAAGGCGGCUCUCAUUGACGGGUUCAACCAUCUGGACAACAAGUUUUUCGGCAUCAGCGACAGCGAGGUGGAGCAGAUGGACCCUCAACAGAAGGUGCUGCUCGAGUGUGUCUUCAGAGCUUUGGAAAAUGCCGGCAUUCCCAUGGAAAAGGCCAGCGGGACUCGGACCGGAGUGUUUAUUGGUCUAAUGAACCGAGACUACGAAACAAAAGCGACCCACGUGCACGCCAGUGUCAUCAACCACUGGACGGGUACAGGACUGGCCAUGAGCAUCGCCGCCAACAGGAUCUCCUACAUCUUCAACUUGACCGGGCCUUCGCUGGCCCUGGACUGCGCCUGCUCCUCUUCUCUGGUGGCUCUACACUUGGCCUGUCAAUCCAUCAAGCAAGGUGAUUGUGAGAUGGCGAUAUGUGGUGGUGUCAACUGCAUCAUCGAGCCACGAGUGUUUGUCGCCCUCAGCAAGGCCAAGAUGAUCUCACCUGAUGGGAUCAGCAAACCUUUUUCCAGCAGAGCCGACGGUUACGGACGAGGCGAAGGUUGCGGGGUCGUUCUGCUGAAGCCUCUGCAGAAGGCUCUCCAAGAUGGUGACCAUGUCUGGGGCAUCAUCACCAAAACAGCAGUCAACCAAGACGGACACUCGACCAGUCCAAUCACCAAACCUUCAAUGACUCAACAGGAGGAGCUACUGAGAAGAAUGUACUCUGACAGUGACAUCGCAAACGUCCAGUACAUAGAAGCACAUGGGACUGGAACCCCAGUUGGGGACCCGACAGAGGCAGGGAGCAUCUCAAAUGUCAUUGCCAAAGUGAGACCUCCUGGUUCAGGAAUUCUUCGUGUCGGCUCGGUGAAGGGCAACAUCGGACACACAGAAUCGGCAGCUGGAGUCGCCGGACUUAUCAAGGUUCUUCUCAUGAUGAAGCAUGAAACAAUAGCUCCGACUCUCUUCUAUUCUUCUGACUCCCCCGGUGUGGAGACCAAAGUCUUGAACAUCCAAGUUCCUGUACAAGCAGAAAAGUGGGAGUGUCUUGGGUCAAGGCUCGCAGGCGUAAACAAUUUUGGUUUUGGAGGAACAAACGCACAUGUGAUCAUCAAACAGCAUCAGCAAACCAACAAACCACCAAAGACCAUCGGAAUGAGGUUUCAAUAUUUCGUCUUAUCGGCCAGUUCCGCAAAGUCCCUCACUCAGAUGAUGCAGCAGACACUGAAGGACCUGGAGGCCGACGUCAACAUCGAUGCACUGUCAUAUACAUCAGCCUGCAGGAGGAGCCACCGGAAACACCGAUACAGAAGAGCCAUCAGAACAUCUUCUGUUGCUGAUCUCAAAGAGAAACUUGAAGCUGACCUGAGCAAAACCAUGAAUCCUUCCCUGUCUGAACCGAAGUUAGUCUUCGUCUUUUGCGGUAAUGGGGUAACCUACCAAGGCAUGGGGAAGAAGCUGCUGGCACAUGAGCCUGUAUUCCGAGAAAAGAUUGAAGAGAUUACAGACCUGUUCCUCAAGCUGGACUCGCUCAACAUCCUGGAAACUCUGGAAAGUGAAUGUGCAGACUUAACUAGCGCAAAUGUUGUCCAACCUCUGCUUUUUGCCAUCCAGGUUGGCAUCGCUACCGUUUUGCGACACUGGGGCGUCAAACCAGCCGCCGUUCUGGGACACUCGGUCGGGGAAGUUGCAGCGGCUCACUGUUCUGGCUUGUUGUCACUGACGGAUGCCGUCAAGGUCAUUUACUACCGCAGUCACCUUCAGAGUACUGUCACCGGCGGGAAGAUGCUUGUCAUCAGCAACAUGGCGGUAACUGAGGUGGUGGCUCAGCUCAGUCAGUGCUCUGGGGAAAUAAGUAUCGCGGCUUUUAACAGCCCCAAAUCCUGCACGCUGUCAGGUGACCCAGACGCAAUAAUGACCAUCCAUAAACAGCUAGGUGCUAAGGCCGAUUUGUUCGUCCACCUCCUGGAUGUUCCUGCUGCCUAUCACAGCCAGCAGAUGGAGUCCAUUUUACCAAAAAUCAGGGACUCAGUCGGUGACUUAGAAGCAUGUUCCCUGAGCGCACAGUUGAUCUCAACGGUGACGGGCAGAGAAGCAGAACCUGGGGAUUUCUGCUCGGGGGACUAUUGGGCCAGAAAUAUUCGGGAGCCAGUGUCUUUCGAACAGGCUGUGAAGUCAGCGGCUAGGGGAAAACAAAAUAGCAUCUUUCUCGAGAUCGGACCGAGAAAAGCCCUUCAGAGGAACAUCAGAGAAACUUUAGGCGACGGAACUGCUGUCCUGGCCUCAAUGCAGCCACAGAGAGAUCACGGAACAAUGACAACGGUUGUCUCUGAGCUUUUCGAACGGGGCUUCCAAGUGGAAUGGGAUGUCUUCUACAAAGGACACGAAGCAGAGCCUUUGCCUUUUCCAAAGUACCAGUUUGAAACCUCGUGCAAGGACAUCAUCAUUGCUGCCUCACAAAACAACACAGGAAGUGAUCACCCUGUCCUCUACUCAACAGGAAGUGACAGCGAUCUCUUUACUUGUGACCUGUUCACUGAGUCUUGUUUUUAUCUCAAAGGACACAAACACAAGGGCGUCCCCAUCAUCCCCGGUUCUUUCUAUGCCGAACUGGGUUUAGCUGCGUUCCUGGCCCGUGCCACACCCAAGGUUCCACUGCAAUCCCUGCAGCUCACUGUGGACUUCUUCUGCCCAUUUGUUUUAACUCCCAACGCACCAGAAAUGAAGGUGCAGCUGCAGCCGUCGGAGACGCAAACUAACUUCACAGUGUUUUCUUCAUCAGCGAUUUAUGCGUCAGGUACGGUGGUUUCCAAAAAAGAGCGGCAGAUUGAGGAGACGUUCAUUUCCCUCAACUCCAUUUACCAAAGAUGCACCGGUGUCUUCACCCAUCGGGAGGUGUAUGACAACCUCUCCCAGGGAGGCUUCGACUAUGGGGUUGUAUUUCGGAACAAAGCUGACGUGUAUUACGGGAAAGACCUGAAAGAGGCUGUGACAGUUGUCACCGUCGCACACAAGCUGCGGUCGCAGUUACACGACUACUGUAUUCACCCGGUGGUCCUGGAUUACCUCAUGCAGCUUCUGCCGAUUACAGUUGAAUACAUGUUCACUGGCAGACCUGGAUUCCCCUCCAGGAUAGGAAGUUUGAUCGUGCUGGAGCCGCUGCAAGAAGAAAUGAUUGUCUAUCUGAGGGCAACUGAGGUUGGCACUGACCACUUUGAGGUGUGCGGCUGCUUCGCGGACAAACAAGGCAGAGUGUUAGUUGAGAUAAAGCAUGUGACGGUCAAGUAUCUGGGCAACAGCCCUCAUGUUGUUGAAGAGUAUUUCUACCAUAAUGACUUUGACGUGGUUCCUGCUGGCAUCACCACUGAGAAACCUCCGAGAGCUUUGGUGUUCUCCGACAACGUCGCGAUCUCAAACGACUUGCGACUGCACUUGGACAAAAAAUCCAAAUGGAUGCCCUUAACACGAGAGAAGGACCUCUUGGGUUGGGGGCCAGACUCUCUUGAUAUCGCAGAUAUUGAAAGCUUUGAUGAGGUCUUGUUUCUGUGGGGUUGCGAGGACCUCACUUCCAUCCAGUCUGAUGUGGUUCUGAACAAUCUGGCCAAUUGUUGCGAGGUUUUCCGUCAAAUAGUUGUGGAGCUCAAGAAAAUGCAGUUCUCUCACUCCAUUCGAGCCGUGACCUACUGCUCCUCUGACCUCACAGUAGAUCGGGUGAGUCCAGGGUUUGUGGUCGCUGGCAUGACUCGAUCAAUGGCAGCAGAGCUGCCAGAACUUUCAUUUCAACUCGUUGAUAUCAGCAGCAGCUCGGCUCAGGACGUCGAGGCUCUCGUCGAAGUCCUUCGCUCAUGUCCGUGCAGUAAAUACCCAGAGCUGGUUAUUAAAGGUGGGGAAAUCCUGAAGCCAUCAAUUGUGCACACCCCAGAAAAAGUGGACGACUCAGGACAGCGUGUCGUCAGCAUGCCUGACACCUGUGUAUUUCAGACAGGUGAUGCGUACAAGGUGACACACAUAAGCGCAAUUCCAGCAGAUCAAGAGGCAGAACCACUGGGCAAUACGUCUGUCGAAAUUCAGACCAGUAAGAUUUCCGUCCACUCAUCAGACUACUUUCCCGUCACUGCCUCAGAUCUGAACUUUGGCAAGACGCUUCAUUGGAACAAGCACUCGUCACAGAAACACGAUUUGCUCUGUCUUGACUGGUGUGGUACUGUCACAGCGGUGGGCGAAGACGUAAAGAAGUUUAAAGUCGGCGACUGUGUCGCAUCAUGCUACCCUGCGGUGGCAGGCGACGUGGUCAGGGUUCCAGAGGCGGUUUGCUACAGCACCAAACGGUUCCCCUUUCUUGAGAAAACACCUUGCAUUUCCUACUUUGUCCUUGCAUGGGAGAUCCUGCACCGACUCCUGCCCCCAGCCAAGCAGCAACUCGGACUGAUAUCCUCUGUGGCCGACUCUGCCCUGAUGAAGAUCUUGUCCCUGACCUUCUUUAAAUCCGGCUGGCACGUGAGUGUUGCAACGGCGGACGACACCCUGUCUGAGCAAGUGAAUCACAUCGACACACUCAUUGUCCUUCCUCCAUACGAUGAGUCUUUGGUUGCAACUAUACGCCACUUCCCUUGUGUCCUGCAUGUUUUUCUGAUCUGUGAGUACCAGAUGCAGCCUGUUCCAGAUGUGCUCCAGAGCCUUAAAGACAGUGUUCGCAUCCAGAAAAUUGAUAUGGCCGACAUUUUGCAGCGAGGGUCGCUCAGAGCACAAAGACCGGUGAUUCAUCACUGGCUCAAGUCUUUAAACCUCGGCAAGAAAUUCUCUCUAGAAAGCUUUACAUUUCAAGACACGUCUCACCUGCAGACACAAGAAUCGUACUUCUGCUCAAAGAAACUCGCAGUUGUGUCUCUGGAGAAAGAGGAUCGAUCUGACAUUACACUGCUACCGUGUGAACAACAGAUUUUCCGAAAAAGAGCGGUGUACAUUGUGGUUGGUGGAUUGUCUGGACUCGGCUUUGAGACGGUCAAGUUCAUCUCCCAGAGAGGAGGUGAGUGUAUCGUCAUACUCUCGAGGAGCAAACCCGCGCAGGAUGUGAAAGACAAAAUUCAUAACAUUGAGAAACAAUGUGGAAACCUCAUCACAACCCUGGAGUGUGACGUCUCCAUCGCCGAGCAGGUCAACGCAGUCUUUGCCUCCAUCUCCGAGAAGUGCCAUGGGUAUCCCAUCAAGGGCGUGUUCCACAGUGCGGUGGUCCUACACGACGGCCUCGUGGAGACUCUCAACAGGUCUCUUUACGAGAAGGUUCUCAAACCAAAGGUGAACGGUGUCCUCAACCUUCACUAUGCCACCAAGAGCUGUCAGCUGGACUACUUCGUGUGCUUCUCCUCCAUUUCUGCAUUCGUUGGAAACGCAUCUCAAACCAACUACGCUGCUGCCAACACCUUCCUUGACCUGUUUUGUCAUUACAGGCGUAAACUUGGGCUGCCAGGUCAGUCAAUCAACUGGGGAGCCCUGAACCUUGGGCUGUUGUUGAACAAACGCUACUUCCACAGAUUCCUAGAGGCCAAAGGAAUCAUGGUGCUAGAUGUAGCUGAGAUACAUAAGAGCCUUGAGCAGUGCCUUUUGCUGAACCGACCCCAGCAGGCUGUUUGCCGGUUUCACUUCCGCAACAUCAGGUUCAACGUCCUCUCUCAGAACGCUGCCUUGACCAUGCGCCUCUCCGCCUUGGUGGAAGAAGCUUUCCAAAAGGCCAAAGAGACAGAUUCUCGCAUGAAACAAACCCAAACGGUCUCCCCUGCAGCCUUCAUCUUCUCGCUCCUGGCUGACAUUACUGGCAUGGAGCAGGCUGAUCUGAAAGACGAGCUCCUGCUUUCCUCUUUGGGGGUUGAUUCCCUGCAGGCCAUGACUCUGCAAAAUCUCAUCUUCCAGGGGCGAGGGGUGAACUUGCCUCUGGUCAAACUGCUGGAUCCUAACGCCACAGUCUCAACAAUCGUGGCCAUGCUAAAGGAACAGGAAGGCAACGGGAUUCACGGUGAUGGGGAAGAGCUAGUCCAUUCCACUGCACUGUAGCUGGGUGAAGGAGACUUGAUGCAUGAGCAGAAUAACAAAGCUGGCUUCGCUUUUGUUGCAGGCUCAGGUCUUUGAUAAUAUACUGGUGCUCGUCUGUCCUGAAAGUUGUUCUUCUGUUUCACUGCCCUUAAAUGAUGAUUUAAAUUCUGGAUGUAUCAAUUGGAGACUUUACUUUCCAAA